CUGAUUAAUACAAUAAAAAAUCCUUCAGUUGACUAUCGAAUACUCUUUGUUAUAGUACUACUCUUCAAGAUCAAGUCAGUCUUUUAAACUAUAGCCUGGCCUGAAGCUUCCAUUUUCAUCACAAACUCAUUCUGAGAAUCAGACAUCAAGAAAAAUGGCACCCAGUUCUGUUGUGGUGAAGAUAGACAAGCCCAGUAACUUUUCUUUAGUGGAGAUCAAUGAUACAAAAGAUAAGCAAAAAGCUGCAAGUACUAAGCAGUUAUCAUGGGUUCUUCUUCUCAAAGCUCAAAGAUUGUUUUCAUGGCUGUCAAUGGCUGCUCCUGCAAUGUUUGAUUCAGUUAAAAAGAGGGUGACUUUAUCUGAUGUUGGGGAAGAAGAGCCUAAAUACAGGGGGAGAUUGUAUAGCUUUAUAAGGGUUUUUCUUGCAAUUUCAGUGGUGGCUUUGGUUAUAGAAAUGGUGGCUUAUUUUGAGGAAUGGGAUUUGAAGAUGACUCAUCAUUGGGAAGUAGAGGGGUUUGUGCAGUGGUGUUAUAAGGCCUGGCUUGCUUUUAGAGUUGAUUAUGUAGCACCUGCAAUUAUGAGCCUCUCUAAAUUCUGCAUUGUGCUGUUCUUGAUUCAAUCAGUGGAUAGGUUUGCUCUUGGGAUUUGGUGUUUUUGGAUCAAGUGGAACAAGCUGAAGCCAGAGAUUAAGGGGGAGGCUUAUGAUGUUGAGGAUUCUUUAAGUUUUCCAAUGGUUCUUGUUCAGAUUCCCAUGUGCAAUGAGAAAGAGGUUUUCGCAACAUCCAUAUCUGCUGCCUGUCAGCUGGAUUGGCCAAAAGAACGAUUAUUGAUUCAGGUUCUUGAUGAUUCUGACGAUGAGCUUGUACAACUAUUAAUACAAGACGAGGUUUCUUCAUGGAGAGAAAAAGGGGUCAAUAUAGUAUACAGACACCGGUUCGUCAGAACUGGUUAUAAGGCUGGCAAUUUGAAGGCUGCCAUGUCUUGUGACUAUGUCAAAGACUACGAAUUUGUGGCUAUAUUUGAUGCAGAUUUCCAGCCCUACCCUGAUUAUCUAAAGCUUACUGUACCUCACUUCAAUGGAAACUCAGACUUAGCCCUUGUUCAGGCUCGCUGGUCGUUUGUGAACAAAGAAGAGAAUUUGCUCACCAGGCUGCAAAACAUUAAUUUAUGCUUUCAUUUUGAGGUUGAACAACAAGUGAAUGGUUUUUUCCUAAAUUUCUUUGGAUUCAAUGGCACUGCUGGUGUGUGGAGGAUUAGGGCCUUGGAACAGUCAGGAGGCUGGCUUGAGAGGACAACCGUAGAGGAUAUGGAUAUUGCAGUUCGAGCACAUUUAAAUGGGUGGAAAUUUAUCUAUCUUAACGAUGUCGAAGUACCAUGUGAACUACCAGAGUCUUAUGAAGCAUAUAAGAAGCAACAGUACCGCUGGCACUCUGGUCCAAUGCAACUCUUUCGGCUAUGUUUUCCUGCAAUCCUAAGUUCCAAGAUAUCAAAGUGGAAGAAGGCUAACUUGAUUUUUCUAUUUUUUCUCCUAAGGAAGCUGAUACUUCCUUUUUACUCAUUCACUCUAUUUUGUAUCAUCCUACCAUUAACCAUGUUCGUACCCGAGGCAGAGUUACCUAUUUGGGUCAUUUGUUACAUUCCUAUCUCCAUGUCCAUUUUAAACAUUCUACCUGCACCAAAGUCUUUCCCAUUCUUGAUCCCUUACCUACUUUUUGAGAAUACAAUGUCCGUGACAAAGUUCAAUGCUAUGAUAUCGGGGCUAUUUCAGCUUGGAAGCUCUUAUGAAUGGAUAGUCACGAAGAAAACAGGAAGAUCAUCCGAAUCAGACUUACUUUCUCUCGCUGAGCGCGAAACAAAGACUUUAAACAAUGAAAAAAUUCAGAGGGGAUUAUCUGAAUCUGGUCUUGAAAUGUUGGGUAAACUAAAGGAACAAGAGGAGGCCCCAGUAUCAAAAAAGAAGAACAAGUUGUACAGAAAGGAACUUGCCCUUGCCUUUUUACUACUCACUGCUGCUGCGAGAAGCCUGUUAUCUGCUCAUGGAAUUCAUUUCUACUAUCUCCUUUUCCAAGGUUUGGCUUUUCUUGUCGUUGGAUUGGACUUAGUCGGGGAGCAGGUUAACUAAACUCAAGCUACAUUCAUACUAUAAUGACUUGAGUUUGUGGAUUUUCACAUUCUUGGUUCUAAAAACUUAAAAAAUGAUUGUUCUACAUCAUCGUUUUAAGUUUUGGUUUUUGAACAGAAUUUGAGAUGGUAGUGAUUAGUUGAAAUUAGCAUUGAUGGGCCAGCAGCACAUAAGUAGACUUGAUUUUUUUGGUUUCAUAAUUAAAACAGUAACAGCCUGUUUCAGAUGAUCAUGCACUGAUAUAUAUGAUUCAUAUCUCCCUUUAUACUUUUAA
Daucus carota subsp. sativus is the source of this 2396-nucleotide messenger RNA. Its product is annotated as xyloglucan glycosyltransferase 4. NCBI's taxonomy places the organism in Eukaryota, Viridiplantae, Streptophyta, Magnoliopsida, Apiales, Apiaceae. Bases 155 to 2122 code for a protein of 655 amino acids. The record is from RefSeq and is a predicted model, not a curated record. The transcript has 5 exons. Gene Ontology annotation, molecular function: glycosyltransferase activity. Gene Ontology annotation, cellular component: Golgi apparatus.